CUCUCGAUAUAUCUCAGAGAGGGUCGUGACGAAGUUCGCUCACGUCCACGAAAAUUGAUCCAUUUGAGACAAAGAUUCCCAGGACUAGAAGGUGCAACAACAUAGUCCUCAUUUGCAAAAUAGUCACGAGCUCCAACCACCUUACAAUCUUGUCCUUUGUUCCUGCAGGAAUUAUGUGUCCACUGCCCAAUUCGAUUGCCCGAUAGCUUGCUUUCAUCACCAUCGCCUUCUUCUUCUUCUUCUCCUUAUUGUUGAGUGUGUCCAACUCUGGAUUCUCACUCACGUGGAGAGACAUGACCACGCUCCACCUGAAGUUCUUUCCGGCCUCUUCUUUCCCUCCUUCCCGUAGAGUUCUGCGCCGCUUGGACGCCAUCCAUUGUUGUGCCACUCACGGGAUCGAAAUCUGCAGCAACGGCAAUGGCAGUACCAAUGGGAAGGCCACUUUCCCUGAGAAGGACCCUCUGAUCCGCCACGUCGCCUCGGCCCCACCCCGGCCUCGCCGCAUCAUUCUGGUUCGGCACGGCCAGAGCGAAGGUAAUGUGGAUGAGAGCAUGUACACGAGGGUCCCCGAUCCUAAGAUCGACCUCACCGACAAGGGGAAGGCCGAAGCGGAGGCAACUGGUUGGAAGAUCAGAGAGAUGAUAGAGAAAGAUGGAGCAGACGAUUGGAAGGUCUACUUCUAUGUGUCGCCUUACAGAAGAACCCUAGAGACUCUGAGGUGUUUGGGCAGGGCUUUUGAGAGGUCGAGGAUUGCCGGCAUGAGAGAAGAGACUCGCCUAAGAGAACAGGAUUUCGGGAAUUUCCAGGAUAGAGAGAAGAUGAGAGUUGAGAAACAAAUGAGAAUAAUGUAUGGUCGUUUCUUCUACAGAUUCCCUGAUGGAGAAUCUGCAGCAGAUGUUUAUGAUAGAAUUACUGGAUUUAGAGAAACUCUAAGGGCCGAUAUCGACAUCGGACGGUUCCAACCGCCGGGGGAGCAGAACAAGAACAUGAACCUGGUGAUCGUGUCUCAUGGACUCACGCUGCGAGUCUUCCUGAUGAGGUGGUACAAGUGGACAUCGGAACAAUUUGAGGGCCUUAACAAUCUGGGCAACGGUAAAAUGAUUGUGAUGGAAAGAGGGUACGGUGGAAGAUAUAGCUUGCUAGUGCAUCAUACCGAGGAAGAGCUGAGGGAGUUUGGAUUGACAGAGGACAUGUUGGUUGAUCAAGAAUGGCAAAAAUAUGCGAAGCCGGGGGAGCUGAACUACAACUGCCCUAUCCUAAAUUCGUUCUUCACUCACUUUGGGAACGAGAGGGUGGGUUGCAACCUAGAGUGAAAAGGCAAGCAAAAUCGGCACCGCAGCAAAGGUGGGAGGUAGAGCAAAUUGUGCAGCGGACCAGAACCGUAGCACGGGCUGGUUGUAGUCAUGGGAUUAAUAUGAGGGUAGACACAAUAUCAGGAUCAGAUGGAGGGAAAACUUAACCAUGCUAUUUAUUCUACAGCUACUCGAGAAUAAGUGCAAUCCUACAGUUGUCCGAUGCGCGGACACUGAAUUCCGGAAUGUUGAGCGCAUGUCCCUCGAAAUAUAGGUUUCU
Messenger RNA from Rhodamnia argentea, 1572 nucleotides. RefSeq names its product phosphoglycerate mutase-like protein AT74H. The record is from RefSeq and is a predicted model, not a curated record. NCBI's taxonomy places the organism in Eukaryota, Viridiplantae, Streptophyta, Magnoliopsida, Myrtales, Myrtaceae. Gene Ontology annotation, molecular function: phosphatase activity. The transcript has 6 exons. The coding region runs from base 294 to 1313 and encodes 339 amino acids.